Messenger RNA from Paramecium tetraurelia, 465 nucleotides. RefSeq lists its product as uncharacterized. The transcript has 2 exons. The record is from RefSeq and is a predicted model, not a curated record. NCBI's taxonomy places the organism in Eukaryota, Ciliophora, Oligohymenophorea, Peniculida, Parameciidae.
AUGUUGUUGCUAUUUAUAUUCAUUGUGCCUCUCUUGGGUUAAACAUGUUUCAGCAACAAGGCAGCUGUGGAUUGUGGUACUUUGAAGUGUUGCACUCAAGAAGGCUAUUGUGCUGUAUAAGAGACUGAUUGUUAUUACAGUGCUGAGAAAUGUACAGAUUAAUAAGAUUUCCAUUAGACUCAUGCGAUUAUGCUGAAUGUGAUUAUUGUUGUAUUUACAAUGGAGAUACUGUUGAGUGUGGAACCAAAGAUCAAUGCCUCGCUUGGAUAUUCAUAUUGUUGGGUUCUUGGCUCCUAUUAACAUUAAUUAAACAUUGCUACUCGUAUGAUUGUUAUUGCUGAGAAGGCUAAACUGGUUGCAUUAGAUAACUCAAGAAAAUCUAUAGUCUCAUAAAUAAUAGGAACAGAAGAAUAAUACGGCAAAGAAUUUUAAGUUAAUAAAGAUAAUUAUAAUUUGUAAUUGUGA